Molecule: messenger RNA, 1813 nt
Organism: Cariama cristata (Red-legged seriema)
Lineage: Eukaryota; Metazoa; Chordata; Aves; Cariamiformes; Cariamidae
Gene: BRINP2
Product: bone morphogenetic protein/retinoic acid inducible neural-specific 2
Exons: 6
Coding region: 1-1767 (588 amino acids)
Biological process (GO): positive regulation of neuron differentiation; negative regulation of mitotic cell cycle
Source: RefSeq, a predicted model, not a curated record
AUGGGGAUGGAGGAUGGAGAGUUUGCUCGUUGGAAGGUGAAUAAUUUGGCCUUGGAGAGGAAAGAUUUCUUCAGCCUGCCGCUUCCCCUGGCCCCUGAAUUCAUCCGUAACAUCCGUCUGCUGGGACGGCGACCCAGCCCCCAGCAGAUCACCGACAGCCUCAUCAAAAAGUAUGGGACCCACUUCUUGCUCGCCGCCACGCUGGGAGGAGAGGAGUCCCUAACCAUUUUUGUGGACAAGCGCAAGCUGAGCCGGAGGGCAGAGCCCACCGGGGGGGCUGGGAACAGCUCGGGGGUCUCACUGGAGACCCUGCACCAGCUGGCAGCCUCCUACUUCAUCGACCGGGAGAGCACGCUGCGUCGGCUUCACCACAUCCAGAUCGCCACGGCUGCCAUCAAGGUGACCGAAACACGGACGGGGCCACUCGAGGAGUUUCAGGCCCUGGUGAAGAGGCUCCCUGGGGACCGUUUCCUGAACAGGACGGCCAUCUCCCACUUCUGGGCCAUGGACCUGGACGUCCAGCAUCGCUACCAGCAGCUGGGCACCAGCCUCAAGCUGCUCUCCAGGAAAACCCACCGACUCAUCCGGCGGCUCUUCAACCUCAGCAAACGCUGCCACCGGCAACCUCGCUUCAAACUGCCGAAGGAGAGGUCCCUCCCUUACUGGUGGAGCCGUGCACAAUCGCUCCUGUACUGCAGCGAGACCACCGUGCCUGGGACCUUCCUGGAAGAAAGCCACAGCUGCACGUGUCCCUCCGACCAGCCCUCCUGCCAGGGGUCCAUACCGUGUGCCUUGGGCGAGGGGCCAGCCUGCGCCAGCUGUGCCGAGGACAACAGCACCCGCUGCGGGACCUGCAACCACGGCUACGUGCUCACCCAGGGCUUCUGCCGUCCCGAGGUGGCCGACUCCCUGGAGCACUACCUGGGGCUAGAGACGGACCUGCAGGACUUGGAGCUCAAGUACCUCCUGCAGAAACGGGACAGCCGCAUCGAGGUGCACUCCAUCUUCAUCAGCAAUGAUAUGCGCCUGGGCAGUUGGUUCGACCCCUCCUGGAGGAAACGCAUGCUCUUGACCCUGAAAAGCAACAAGUACAAGCCCGGGCUGGUUCACGUGAUGUUGGCCCUCUCCCUGCAGAUCUGCCUCACCAAGAACAGCACGCUGGAGCCUGUCAUGGCCAUCUACGUCAAUCCCUUUGGGGGAAGCCACUCGGAGAGCUGGUUCAUGCCCAUUAACGAGGGCAGCUUCCCAGACUGGGAAAGGACUAAUGUAGAUGCCUCUGCCCAGUGCCAAAACUGGACGCUCACCUUGGGCAACAAGUGGAAGACCUUCUUUGAAACGGUCCACGUCUACUUGCGGAGCCGCAUCAAGUCUCUGGAUGACAGCUCCAAUGAGACGAUCUACUAUGAACCCUUGGAGAUGGCAGAUCCCUCCAAGAACCUGGGGUACAUGAAAAUCAACAGCUUGCAAGUCUUUGGCUACAGCCUGCCCUUCGAACCCGACGCUAUUCGUGACCUGAUCCUUCAGCUGGACUAUCCCUACACCCAGGGCUCCCAGGACUCGGCCAUGCUCCAGCUGUUGGAGAUCAGGGACCGGGUGAACAGGUUGUCACCCCCUGGCAAAACUCGCCUCGACCUCUUCACUUGCUUGCUCCGCCACAGGCUCAAGUUGGCCAACAAUGAGGUGGCGAGGAUCCAGUCCUCCCUGAGGGCCUUCAACACCAAGCUGCCCAACGCAGUAGAGCAGGAGAUGGGCAAGCUGUGCAGCUAAUGGCCGGGGCUGCUCAGAUCUCAGAGUGAGGGGGCCAGGAGAAAGG